UCCAUAACCCAAUCCCACGACCAACCCCUAAAUAUAUAAACAUAUAUUAUUUCUUUGUUUUCCUGCUUUUAACUAUGUAAUAAUUAAUUUAUUAAUAAUAUAUAUAUAUUUCCUCAUCUCAUUCUCAUCAUAUAUAUAUAUGUAUCACUAGUUUGAUCAUCCGAUGAUGGAAAGAUCUUCAAGUAGUAUGAGCUCCGAUCAUGGUGGUGGGGUUGGGAAAAAUUGCUAUAGAGGGCACUGGAGGCCAGGCGAAGAUGAAAAGCUGAGAGAAUUGGUGGACCGGUACGGCCCUCAAAACUGGAAUUUCAUCGCAGAACAUCUACAAGGAAGAUCAGGAAAAAGUUGCAGAUUAAGAUGGUACAACCAACUGGAUCCAAACAUAAACAAGAAACCAUUUACAGAAGAAGAGGAGGAGAGGCUUCUAGCAGCUCAUCGGAUAUAUGGCAACAAAUGGGCUUGUAUUGCUAAGUACUUCCAUGGAAGAACUGACAACGCUGUCAAGAAUCAUUACCAUGUCGUCAUGGCCAGAAGGAAACGAGAACGUUUCUCUUCCUCCUCUUCCUCACCUAAUUCCCACCACUUAAUCCACAACCACAACCACAACCACAACUACCACCAUCAUCAUAUACUUAGUACUACUACUACUACUACUACUUCUUCUAAACCCACCACCACUACCACCACUUCUACACCUUAUUAUAAUAUUAAUAAUAAUACCAGUCCCAAAUUAGGGCUUCUCAACUUCAAAACUCCUGACCUUGCUACUGCCCGGGAUCAUCGUCAGAAAAUGAGAAUUUGGGGAAUUUUGUCUUCUUCGACUUCGAAUUCUAAUUUGGGUAUGUCAGGGAGUAAUAAUAAUACUAGUUUCACUACAAGGGAUUUUUAUUCAACUAGUACUACUACUCGUGAUGAACUUCCUCAUCAUGGUCCCAAUAAAGAUGGUAAUAAUCGUGAUCAUACAGGUUUAAUGGGAAUAGAAGAGAGUAAUAGCAGUGUUAUUAAUGGAAACCAUAAGAGCAAUAUGUUGCAGGUGAUGAGAGUAGGAAAUAUGGCUUCUCAGAAAGAAAACAAAGAUCAUGAUCUUCAUCAUCAUCAUCAUCAGGUGCCGUUUAUAGAUUUUCUUGGUGUUGGGUUAACUUCAUCUCUAGCUACCUAGCUUAUUAUAUUAUAUAAAUAUAUAAAAAAUAAGUUCUUAAUUUAUUUAGGUUUGAAUUAAAGUUAAUGGAGUUUUUAAAAUUUUUAAUUAAUUAUUAACUAUAGCUAUUAGCUCUCUAGUUUAUAUUACUAUUAUUUUCCUACAAAUAUGGACAUUUUAUUUAUAAUUGUGUAAUGUGUAGUAUAGUCCUAAUUUAUCCGGAGAAAUAUCUUAGAAUUUUAAUUUAUUUGUUGGACUCGGAUCAAUAUUUGAUCUAUCAUUUCUAGUAAUCAAUAUAUAUGUUCAUUAUUGUGUCGAUUAAUUAGUAGUAGAACUACAAUCCAAUUUAUUAGAAUGUUUUUUUUUAGUUUUCUUUUACUUUUUUUCUUUUGUAAGGCAAAUUUAUUAGAAUUUUGAUUCAUUACAAUUUACAAU
Molecule: messenger RNA, 1570 nt
Organism: Cannabis sativa
Lineage: Eukaryota; Viridiplantae; Streptophyta; Magnoliopsida; Rosales; Cannabaceae
Product: transcription factor MYB54
Exons: 2
Coding region: 164-1156 (330 amino acids)
Biological process (GO): regulation of DNA-templated transcription
Cellular component (GO): nucleus
Molecular function (GO): DNA-binding transcription factor activity, RNA polymerase II-specific; RNA polymerase II cis-regulatory region sequence-specific DNA binding
Source: RefSeq, a predicted model, not a curated record